AUGGCUGUUUCCACAGAACUGUUUGCGAAGUACACAUGCACCAACUGCCAGGAAGAUAUUUCCGGGAUUCGCGUGCACUGCGUCGUGUGCACCGAUUUUGAGCUGUGUCUGGCGUGCUUUGCCGCUGGAGCCGAAAUCGGUCCACAUCGCAAUGAUCAUUCGUAUCAGUUCAUGGACUCCGGGAUCCUGUCGAUUUUCCGCGGCAAAGGAGGCUGGUCGGGACGGGAGGAGUUACAUCUGCUGGACGCAAUCGAGCAGUAUGGCUUCGGCAACUGGGAGGACAUUAGCAAACAUAUCGAAUCGCGCCUCCCAGAAGAGGCCAAGGAGGAGUAUGUAUCGAAGUUUCUCAACGGAACCAUCGGCCGGCACACGUGGCAGACGGCGGUCGAUCAACGACCCAUCCUGACCGAUCACACGACGGACGAUACUGGUCCGCUGAGCCAGCUGUUGAUACAGAAACUGCCUCCGAUGGAUUGCACGCCUGAAGAGGCGGCCGCGCUGGGAUACAUGCCGAAUCGGGAUGAUUUUGAGCGAGAAUAUGACCCAACGGCAGAGCAGCUUGUUUCGACACUUUCGUUGCAGCCGGACGACGAGGAUGUCGAUAUGCUGUUGAAGCUGGCGCAGGUCGACUUCUACACCAGAAGACUGCGUGAACGUGCCAGAAGGAAACGCGUUGUGCGGGAUUAUCAGCUGAUUGCUAAUUUCUUUCGUGGCAAUAUAAAACGUGCUCGGCAAAACCGCGAUCAGCGUGAAUUCCGGGAAAGACUACGAACGUACUCACAGUUUUACACGUCGCUGGAGUUCGAACGGCUGAUCUCUUCGCUCGAGCGAGAACGAGCGCUAAGGAUUCGGUUGUCCGAACUGAAUCGCUACCGGUGGAACGGUAUUCAGCGUAUCGACGAAUGUAUCCACUUUGAGCAGCAUGUGGCAGCGGCUCAGUACCGCAAUACGGGACCGUAUGGACACGGUCGAACUGACAACCGAAACAAAGGCGUCUCUGGAGAGACCGGCAGAGGGGCAUCCUUGGUCCCGGCGGCCAGCACCAGCGCAAUGGGCCCAACGGUGCCGGCAACCUCGGUUCCCUCGGCGGCAGCGGCACCGGCGGCAAUGGGACAGGCGAUGGCAGCACAGCCGCACGGACUGCCGAUGGCAAGAAGAAGCGAAAGCGACGCCCGAAGCUCAAGUUCCACCGACCGAAGGCCCAUGCACCACACCGACGACCGGGUUUGCUCCGAAGACUUAUACAGCAGCAAAAAUUGCUCGGAUAGCUUACAGCGGGAAGCGGCGACGACCCCCGGCAGCCAACCUCAUCAACAGCACCAGGUGCUGGCGGCGGUGGGCGGCCAGAAACUUCUGCAGCCCCAGCACCCGUCGAGCGGCGGCGCCGCGGCCGGAAGCCUGGCAGCCGAUCCGGCACAGCAGCCCGGGGGUCAGCUGCUAACGAUUAACGAAAUUCAACUGUGCAGUUCGCUCAACAUGCCCGUAACUAGAUAUCUUACGCUCAAGACGGUGCUGCUCAGCCGGCCGGCACUGGAUCACAGCAUCCACUCGGUGGCCGAGAACAUCGUGAAGAAAUACCUGGUCAGUAGCGGUUGGCUACAGACCAGUCCACAAAACUAAGCCCUCCUCCAUCCCCGCACAUGUUUUCUGGACGUUUUGGGUAUUUGUGCGUUGCUGCCUACACCAGCUAAAUAUCAGCCUCAGACGAAAUGCAAAUCGUCAGUUAUUGUUGAUCUCAUGCACAAUUAUACUAGGGAAGCGCACAAAUCGUGACCGUCACUCUUCUGCACCCUUGCGCAGAGGAAUUCAAAUUGAUAUUACUGGUGGUUUAAAUUCAGCAAAAUACAGAGAAAAUUGUAUCAUUUUAAAACACGGAGCUCGCUCACACAGCCACACGUUAUUCUUAUGUGUAGGUAAAGACAAAGUAAGCUUUAGUGGGAAUCGUACCCCUUCAAGCGCGUGAUAGUAUAAGAUAAUGAUAAUUUUACUCGUAUCAAUGGUUUCUAGUGCGAAAAACAGAAGCGCCAUACCAAGACACAGUUUUAAUAGCUGGAUCAUGCAUGUUGGUUAAAAUUUGUACAUAAUGUAAGCGGUAGCAUUAGAUUAAGGUUCAUUUAGUAAAGAUAAUCAUAUUUAACAAUAAUAAACAAGUUCUU
Molecule: messenger RNA, 2156 nt
Organism: Anopheles coustani
Lineage: Eukaryota; Metazoa; Arthropoda; Insecta; Diptera; Culicidae
Gene: Ada2b
Product: transcriptional adapter 2B
Exons: 4
Coding region: 1-1620 (539 amino acids)
Biological process (GO): chromatin remodeling; regulation of transcription by RNA polymerase II
Cellular component (GO): nucleus; SAGA-type complex
Molecular function (GO): transcription coactivator activity; chromatin binding; zinc ion binding
Source: RefSeq, a predicted model, not a curated record